Molecule: messenger RNA, 1748 nt
Organism: Gymnodraco acuticeps
Lineage: Eukaryota; Metazoa; Chordata; Actinopteri; Perciformes; Bathydraconidae
Exons: 5
Coding region: 58-1101 (347 amino acids)
Biological process (GO): regulation of apoptotic process
Source: RefSeq, a predicted model, not a curated record
UUCAGGUGUCCUGGUUCAGGUGCGUUCCAGUGUGCUUCGACUGGCCUGGUGUUCGUCAUGGCUCAGGAGGCGGAGCUUCUGUACAGGACGGUCCCUUGGGAUGAGAGUCUCCUCCAAUCAGCUGGCAAGCAGGCAGCAGGGCCGCUGUUCGACGUGAAGAGUUCUGAUGAAGCUGCCCUCUGCCAGCUCCGUCUGCCACACAGUGAGACAGAGGAUGCGCUGCUCCUGGACGGCCUGUUGUCUGUCGUCCACAUCACUGAGGAAGGCCUGAGCAUCCUGGAGCCGCUGGAGGUCACACACACCCACGUGGUGGUGAAUGUGCCUCACCUCUCUCUCCUCGGCAUUAUCUUCGAUCCAUUGAAAAGGCUUCUAAGGUGGCGAAUAAAUGGCCAAAUUCUGGUGUUCCUACGACCCCCGGGCCGAGAGGAACAAAUACUGGAUGUACAUCUUCUGCAGAACAACGUCCUUGUGGAGGAGGUUGCUGAAAAACACAGAGGUGCUGUGCACAUCACACUCUCCUCCGACUGUGAGCUGGACAUUCAUCACAGUUACAGUGUGCACUGUGAACCUGAGGACUGUGAUAUGGUGUAUAUCACACACCCUAAGAGUAAAAAAUUUGAAUCCAGGUUUGGACCAAAUUACCAUCCGACAUUUCUAGUUUACCUGACGACGAGCACAGAGAAAGUGGUGUUGAAGGUCAAGGACCAAGAUGGAAACGUCGUCUGGUAUUGUCCCGUGUCACUGGAAGAUCCAAGGAAGGAAUUGUCCCAAAGAAAUGUCCCAGCAGAGAGCAGAGUCCCAUCAGAGAGCAGAGUCCCAUCAGAGAGCAGAGCCCCAGCAGACCAGUGGCUGCUCUCAGUUCGGACUGAGUUCAUUCAAAGAGUGUCUCCACCUGUCCUAAAGGACCUUCUGGAUAAACUCCUUGAGUCUAGAGUUAUCAUUGAAUCUGAAAUGGAGUCAGCCAGAACCAAAUCUCGAAAUGACGGAGCACUUGAGGUGCUGGACGUGGUUCGAAAAAAAGGAGCUGCAGCCAGCAGGGUUCUGAUCAAUGCUCUCAAAGAGCUGGACCCGUAUCUUUACAGAACGCUCAACUCGAGCUGAAGGAAAAACCUCGUGGAGUGUGUGACAGUUGAAGUCCUGUCCUCUGUUUUGUUACCUGUACAUUUUCCCCCUUGUCCUUGAAGGUAACACAGAUUCUGAGCGAAGGCCACUUCCCUUCUCUCUUUUCUCCUGGACUCCCUCCUGAGAGCAGCUUUUCUUUCAAGUACAUGUUUACUUUAUUACAUAAAAUACUUUAAUUUACCAGCAUCCAUUGCAUCCUUUCACAUUUGUGUCAGGCAUAGGAGCCGGAUUAUGAGAAACAUAAGGGCUUGUUCUUAUUUUACCAAUUGGUACUGACUUCUGGGUAAGAUUUGGGAUUUUGGGGCAUUUGGUACCAAGGCGUGCGAUUUGGAGUUUUAUUUGUUUUGUAUUAUCAAACUGUAAAAACCUGUACCUGUUUGUGCUGGUGAUGUAAAUAUAAUAUACUUAGGUAGUGUAUUAAACCCAGUGGUGUUCAGUAACAAAGUACAAUUCUGAAGUACUUUACUUGAGUAUCUAAAUGUUUUGCUACUUUGUUCUUCUUCUCCACUUCAGUUCAGAGGUAAAUGGUGUACUUUUCUUCCACUACAUGUAUUUAAUACCUUUAGUUACUUCACAGAUCAGGAUGAAUGAUGUGAAAUCUAACCAAGUGUUGAAUCAGACUUUAG